Molecule: messenger RNA, 1056 nt
Organism: Punctularia strigosozonata HHB-11173 SS5
Lineage: Eukaryota; Fungi; Basidiomycota; Agaricomycetes; Corticiales; Punctulariaceae
Exons: 6
Coding region: 1-1056 (351 amino acids)
Source: RefSeq, a predicted model, not a curated record
AUGCCUCAGUUUGAAGAACCCACAAGAGACAUUCCAAUCAGGCAGCAGAACGGGAUCAUGAAUCUCGCGCAGUUCCGUGCUGCCCUAAUUGACGCUGAGACCUCCAUAAAAGAAAAGGAGUCGCUGCGUCAGGAUGACAAGUUCAACGAUAUGAUGGAAAUUAUGAAUGGGCUUGCGAGGCGUCACUUCGACCCCAGCCUACCGUUCGACGAACAGAAAGACAUCGACUAUUCGGAACUCCUCCAUGAGGCAGGAGGCCGUAUUCCGAUCAUCAAACGCUACAAGGGAUACUGGCCUUUGAGGCGCUACUAUAGGGCUUUGCUACCGCCCAAGAAACGGACUACAAGGGGACUGGGACUGAAAUGUUAUGUGGAUCUGAGGUGUACAAGUCGGCCUCGUCCACGGCGAGCUCAUAACAACGACACGAAGGCAAUUCUCGAUCGCAUUUGGGCUAUGCCAGGCCCUCCGACUCCGCCAGUGGCGGGGCCGUCUCGUCUGCCGCAGACCGAAGAUGAUGCUUUGGCGACCCUCGUCGAUGGCCUCGAGCACUAUGAUCAUCUCUGGUCAGAUCCUUCCGACGAGGAGCCGGAAAUUGGUGACGCUGCAGCCGUCGAGGAGGAGCCAAUCCGCGAGUGUGAUGAAGGUGGACGCAUCAACGGCGUCCUAGAGGGGCACGUAAGGGUCGAUGGAACCGUAGACUGGGCGGUAGCGGACAUUGACGACUCGGAUCCUUUGGAUCUCUUCGCCAUCUACACAGACAGCGAUGAUGAGAUCGACACUUUCAGUCCUCGUCAUUACCGGCCCCCCCACCAACAUUACACGAUGCCCGCGGCAGUGCCCUCCGUACCGUCGUUUACACCCACACAGCCUGGAAUCGUGUCACCACGGUGGACGACAUUCACUCCCUCCCGGUCCAUAUUAGCCCCUGCGGGCUCAUUCCCCUCACGCCAGCACUCAACCGCAUCAAGCGUGCCCUCUACUCAGUCGUCGUCUACGACGUUAGUGUACGUAUCAUCCCCUUCGGGAUCGACGACACCGUCGAAGAAGCGCUCUUGA